This is a messenger RNA of Gorilla gorilla gorilla (western lowland gorilla), 849 nucleotides long. RefSeq names its product neuroblastoma breakpoint family member 11. Lineage: Eukaryota; Metazoa; Chordata; Mammalia; Primates; Hominidae. The record is from RefSeq and is a predicted model, not a curated record. The transcript is spliced from 6 exons.
UCCACCUCUCCUGCCACAAACAUCAGCAUGGUGGUAUCAGCCGGCCCUUGGUCCAGCAAGAAGGCAGAGAUGAACAUUCUAGAAAUCAACGAGAAAUUGCGCCCCCAGCUGGCAGAGAACAAACAGCAGUUCAGAAACCUCAAAGAGAAAUUUUUUGUAACUCAACUGGCCGGCUUCCUGGCCAACGGACAGAAGAAAUACAAGUAUGAAGAGAGCAAAGACCUCAUAAAAUUUAUGCUGAGGCAUGAGGGACAGUUCAAGGAGGAGAAGCUUGCAGAGCAGCUCAAGCAAGCUGAGGAGCUCAGGCAAUAUAAAGUCCUGGUUCACUCUCAGGAAUGAGAGCUGACCCAGUUAAGGGAGAAGUUACGGGAAGGGAGAGAUGCCUCCCGCUCAUUGAAUCAGCAUCUCCAGGCCCUCCUCACUCCGGAUGAGCCAGACAAGUCCCAGGGGCAGGACCUCCAAGAACAGCUGGCUGAGGGGUGUAGACUGGCACAGCAACUUGUCCAAAAGCUCAGCCCAGAAAAUGACGAAGAUGAGGAUGAAGAUGUUCAAGUUGAGGAGGCUGAGAAGGUGCAGAAAUCAUCUCCCCCCAGGGAGGUGCAGAAGGCUGAAGAAAGCAAAGUCCCUGAGGACUCACUGGAGGAAUGUGCCAUCACUUGUUCAAAUAGCCACGGCCCUUGUGACUCCAACCAGCCUCACAAGAACAUCAAAAUCACAUUUGAGGAAGACAAAGUCAACUCAACUCUGGUUGUAGACAGAGAAUCCUCUCAUGAUUAAUGUCAGGAUGCUCUAAACAUUCUCCCAGGAGCUGUAGUGGUUGACAGCCUGGUUCCUAGAACUGAGAGGUGA